UUUUGUAUUCGCUUCGGCAUCACAUACCUACUGACAGAAGGAGUUGUUUGAGUUGAUCUCCUACUAUUAAACACACUGGGGCAGCCAGCUUUUGCAGGAACAGAGCUUGAAUUUCUCAUGUGUUUUCGUCUGCUGAGGGCUGUAGGCUGCACCCAAAUUCUUUGCCUGUGCUUUGUUAUCCCUGUAUGACUGCCAAAAGUGUGUAAUGCUGAAACUAAACGCUGCUGCUUGGUCGGUGGAUGUGUUGAUUUUCCUCAACAUUUCCAGUAGUUUCACAAAACUUUUUAACAGCUGUCAGAUAGUCAUCAUUAUUUGUCAUGUUGGGGGCAAGUCCAGUUUCUAGGUCAACCGUGACUUCAUUGAGACUUGUUUUGACUGUCUCAAUUGUCUGAUUCUUGUCUUCACAACUACUGGGUAUUUCAGUCUCCUUCAUGGUUGUUUUCUGCCUUUUCUGUUGGAACAGGUCAUCAUCCAGCAUGGCUGAUUCUUUGAAAGAAUGUCGUAUGUCUUCAUUAUGCCACUGAAUAUCAACAGAGAGGGACUGCAAGUACUCUUCAUCUGACUUUUGGUGAAGACUGCUAUAGAAGCUAAUGGGUUGGCAAUCUUUUUACAAGAGCUACGCCUGCAAGGAGCUGAUGGGGAUCAACAGCAACGAGGAGUGGAGAACGUGAAGGAUGAGAAGUUGGCUGUUGUGAAGGACAAAGCAGCAGCAUUGGGGUUGAGGCGAUCGAAUGGCUACGAAAGGAGACGACUGUUACUUCUAUUAUAAUACUGAAUGUCUGAAGGGUGACCAAUGCCCUUUCUGUCACAGUCAAGCUGCACUCGGUAACAACACUGUCUGUGCGUUGUGGCUACAAGGGUCGUGCUUUUGAUCAGCAUGUCCGUUCAGACAUAUGCAUAUCACUGUGAAUGCCGUUGAAGAGUGAGUUGUUGUGUUGCUUUGAGAUUCAACCGAGUGGCUGCCUCAAGCCCAACUGUCCUUUCAAGCAUUUCAAGCCAAGAAAUGUGAUCACACUGGGAACGAGCUCAAUGCCGGUGAUGUCAACGACACAGCCAGUUGUUGCUGUCAGACCGUCUGUUUGUGCUUCUACCAACUUGGUUCAAGCACAGGACACGGAGAUGCCAAAUUUCCUUGGAGUUGUAAAGGAAGUGAUGACGUCUCUAUCAGCCCAGUCAGACAACAAAGGAACAUCAAAUUUGACUGUUAGUGGGCGGAUAGUCACACUAAGAAAACCGAUAGGACAUGUGAAGAAGAUUGCAUAUAUUUGGAAGGUUGGAGCAAUGAAUGGCAUGUCAAAGUCGUGUCCAGCAAAAUCAUGCCACUAUUCAAGCUGCUAGUGCAACAGCUGUGACAUUUGUUGACCAGUUUACGAUGCUGUAUAAUUCAAUUCUAACCAGUUAUAGUCAUUACCGGUUGGAUA
Molecule: messenger RNA, 1421 nt
Organism: Corticium candelabrum
Lineage: Eukaryota; Metazoa; Porifera; Homoscleromorpha; Homosclerophorida; Plakinidae
Exons: 7
Coding region: 910-1338 (142 amino acids)
Source: RefSeq, a predicted model, not a curated record